AUGGCUCCAGGUGUGAUCCGCGUCGACGUCACCGCCGAUGACAGUUCCUGCAAAAUUGCCUGGGAUCACGAUCUCAGUGUCCAGUCUGCUCCAAUUCUUUCCACCCAGAAUGGCCUUGUUUAUGGCUAUACACAGUCUGUGGGUGCAUCUCUAAGGGGUCUCUAUGAAUGGUACGCUCUCGCAUUCGAUUGGCAAAUAGGCAAAGAGGUCUCUGGAGGGGCGGAAGGGGAACUUACAAUGAUGACUGUCAACUUGUGGCUCUUGGACCAGAUCGAAUUUUAUAUCAAGGCGUGA
Penicillium robsamsonii is the source of this 294-nucleotide messenger RNA. RefSeq lists its product as uncharacterized. The record is from RefSeq and is a predicted model, not a curated record. Lineage: Eukaryota; Fungi; Ascomycota; Eurotiomycetes; Eurotiales; Aspergillaceae. The coding region runs from base 1 to 294 and encodes 97 amino acids. The transcript has a single exon.